This is a messenger RNA of Prunus avium (sweet cherry), 1732 nucleotides long. RefSeq names its product Transmembrane amino acid transporter family protein. The record is from RefSeq and is a predicted model, not a curated record. NCBI's taxonomy places the organism in Eukaryota, Viridiplantae, Streptophyta, Magnoliopsida, Rosales, Rosaceae.
CAAAUCUGUUUAGUUUUCUUGAAGCCUGGAAAGAAAAGUAAAAAAUGGUUCAAGCCAAUGAUGUCGAAGAUGCCACAGCCAGGCAGAAGCAGAUUGAUGAUUGGCUUCCCAUCACUUCUGCUAGGAAUGCCAAAUGGUGGUACUCUGCUUUCCACAAUGUCACUGCCAUGGUUGGGGCUGGCGUCCUCAGCCUUCCUUAUGCCAUGUCAGAACUUGGAUGGGGUCCUGGUGUGGCUAUUAUGAUUCUGUCAUGGAUCAUCACCCUAUACACACUCUGGCAAAUGGUUGAGAUGCAUGAAAUGGUGCCCGGGAAGCGGUUUGAUAGGUACCAUGAGCUGGGGCAGCAUGCCUUUGGAGAGAAGCUGGGGCUGUGGAUUGUGGUACCCCAACAGCUAGUUGUGGAAGUUGGUGUCAACGUAGUGUAUAUGGUCACAGGAGGAAAAUCACUGGAGAAGUUCCAUGAUGUGAUUUGUCCAAGUUGCAAAAAAAUCAGGACAUCCUACUGGAUUAUGAUUUUUGCUUCUUCCCACUUUGUUCUCUCCCAUCUCCCCAACUUCAACUCCAUCUCUGGUAUCUCACUGGCUGCAGCAGUCAUGUCCUUGAGUUACUCAACAAUUGCAUGGGGAGCUGCUUUACACAAGGGGGUUGAACCAAACGUGGACUACAGCUACAAAGCUAAAACCAAUUCUGGAGCUGUCUUUAACUUCUUCAGCGGGUUGGGAGACAUAGCAUUUGCCUACGCCGGUCACAAUGUGGUUUUGGAGAUCCAAGCAACCAUUCCCUCUACGCCGGAGAAGCCUUCCAAGGGUCCCAUGUGGAAAGGAGUGAUUGUGGCAUACAUUGUGGUUGCUUUGUGCUACUUCCCUGUUUCUUUUGUUGGCUACUGGGUUUACGGAAACAAAGUCGAAGACAACAUCCUCAUCUCAUUAGAGAAACCCGUUUGGCUAAUUGCAGCUGCUAACAUGUUUGUUGUGGUCCAUGUCAUUGGAAGCUACCAAGUGUUUGCAAUGGGAGUGUUUGACAUGGUUGAAACUUUUCUGGUCAAGAAGAUGAACUUCACGCCUUCUUUCGCCCUUCGAUUUGUUACUCGCACUACAUACGUCGCAUUUACCAUGGUCGUUGGUAUGGCCAUCCCUUUCUUCAGUGGCCUUCUGGGAUUCUUUGGGGGAUUUGCUUUCGCCCCAACCACAUAUUUCCUUCCCUGCAUCAUGUGGCUUUCCCUCUACAAACCAAGACGAUUCAGUCUAUCUUGGUGCAUGAACUGGCUAUGCAUUACACUUGGUGUUACGUUGAUGAUUGUAGCACCCAUUGGAGCCCUAAGAAAUAUCAUUCUGCAAGCAAAAACCUACAAAUUCUUCUCAUGAACUACUAGUUUAUAUAUGCAACAAGAGUUCAUCUUAAUAUAUUCAAGCUCAAAAGUAGAUGAUCAUGUUGAUGAGGCCAUCAUCACAGCAGUUGGCAUUGGAAGUUUGACUUUUGUACCUCCAAGGAACAUGAUAGGAUAUGACUCAUGAGGGCUUCCUUGAGCUGUUGCAGAAUAAUUAUGGCUAAACACGUCCAGUAGUAUUGUUAACUUUUUUAUUAUUUAUUUAAUACGAAUUAGUAGUCUGUGUAAACACAAUACUACGCAAGAAAAGAAAAGGGAUCAGAUUAGUUGAACUGCAAAUAAUAUUGAAUAUGGUAGGAGAAGUUGUUGCAUGUCAGAGAGGAAUAAAUCGGUUCUUUCUUUCCC